Molecule: messenger RNA, 1876 nt
Organism: Nelumbo nucifera (sacred lotus)
Lineage: Eukaryota; Viridiplantae; Streptophyta; Magnoliopsida; Proteales; Nelumbonaceae
Product: fe-S cluster assembly factor HCF101, chloroplastic
Biological process (GO): iron-sulfur cluster assembly
Cellular component (GO): chloroplast stroma
Molecular function (GO): ATP-dependent FeS chaperone activity; 4 iron, 4 sulfur cluster binding; ATP binding
Source: RefSeq, a predicted model, not a curated record
CUCGAGGUUCAAAAUCUCUGAGCUCUCUCGUCGCAGCUGAACUCUCUGUUCACGUCCUCUCUCGCUCUUUGCCUCUUUCUGAACACUAGAAAAGACAGAAAUGCAACUUCUUCAGUCUCCAUCCUCGCUCAAUCUCUCGUUACUCAGCACUGAAUCGUUAUCAAAUCGAGGACUUCUUUCAGCAAAGAAAAUUUUCCAAAUUUCCACUUUUAAUUGUUCUAUUUCAUCUCAAAGGCAUGAAGGGAUUGUACGUCUGCUGCGUAAUCCUUCUACUUCAAGCCCAGUUACCACUAGAGCUACUCCUGCUGAAGCUGGUGCUUCCACAAUACUUAAUAGCAAUGCUGAGAAAGAUGUAUUGACAGCCUUGUCACAGAUCAUUGAUCCAGACUUUGGGACAGAUAUUGUCUCAUGUGGGUUUGUGAAAGAUAUGCACAUCAAUGAAGCCUUGGGAGAGGUUUCUUUUCGGUUGGAGCUUACUACACCAGCAUGUCCAGUCAAGGACAUGUUUGAGCAGAAGGCAAAUGAGGUGGUGGCAAUGCUUCCUUGGGUUAAAAAAGUUAAUGUUACUAUGUCGGCACAACCUGCAAGACCUGUUUUUGCAGGGCAACUCCCAACAGGCUUACAGACUAUUUCCAAUAUCAUUGCAGUUUCAAGUUGCAAGGGAGGAGUGGGGAAAUCAACUGUUGCUGUAAACCUUGCAUAUACUUUGGCUGGGAUGGGUGCUAGAGUUGGCAUCUUUGAUGCUGAUGUCUAUGGGCCAAGCUUACCAACAAUGGUUUCCCCUGAACAUCGGCUCUUAGAAAUGAACCCAGAGACAAGAAGUAUAAUUCCCACAGAAUACUUGGGUGUAAAACUGGUAUCUUUUGGAUUUGCUGGACAAGGGCGUGCAAUAAUGAGAGGUCCAAUGGUUUCUGGGGUCAUCAACCAAUUAUUAACUACUUCUGAGUGGGGAGAACUAGACUAUCUUGUUAUUGAUAUGCCUCCUGGGACUGGAGAUAUCCAACUUACUUUAUGCCAGGUAGUUCCAUUAACUGCUGCUGUGAUUGUUACUACCCCUCAGAAGCUAGCAUUCAUUGAUGUUGCGAAAGGAGUCCGCAUGUUUUCAAAGCUCAAGGUACCAUGUAUUGCUGUUGUUGAAAAUAUGUGCCAUUUUGAUGCUGAUGGGAAACGCUAUUACCCAUUCGGUAGAGGCUCAGGUUCUCAGGUUGUCCAACAAUUUGGAAUCCCUCAUCUGUUUGAUCUUCCAAUCAGACCAACUUUAUCUGCUUCUGGAGAUAUUGGAAUGCCUGAAGUAGUUACUGAUCCUCAAGGUGAAGUUGCUAGGACAUUUCAAGAGCUUGGAGUUUGUGUUGUCCAACAGUGUGCAAAGAUUCGCCAACAAGUAUCAACAGCUGUAAUGUACGACAAAUCUAUCAAGGCAAUCAGGGUGAAAGUACCAGAUUCUGAUGAAGAGUUCCUCUUGCAUCCUGCAACUGUGAGACGAAAUGAUCGGUCUGCCCAAAGUGUUGAUGAGUGGACUGGGGAGCAAAAACUGCAAUAUGCUGAUGUUCCUGAAGAUAUUGAACCAGAAGAUAUCCGGCCUAUGGGAAACUAUGCUGUUUCCAUAACAUGGCCAGAUGGAUUUAGCCAGAUAGCUCCGUAUGAUCAAUUGCAAACCAUAGAGCGUCUGGUUGAUGUUCCCCAACCAGCUCGUGCACAGGCCUGAUAGCUUCAUGUAAAAUUUGGAUGCUGAGAGUGAUCUAAGCCAUAGUACACAAGUGGAAGAAGAAACUAAAGCCGAAGUUAGAUAUGCUUCUGCAUAGGAAUCUUUCAUUCUUAUUGAUUCUUUUUUGUGUACUAAUAUUACAUUCAUCCUAAUUGUGAGUAUUAUAUGUAA